This is a messenger RNA of Cryptomeria japonica (Japanese cedar), 5618 nucleotides long. Its product is annotated as disease resistance protein L6. The transcript is spliced from 10 exons. Gene Ontology annotation, biological process: signal transduction; defense response. Bases 194 to 4870 code for a protein of 1558 amino acids. Gene Ontology annotation, molecular function: ADP binding. NCBI's taxonomy places the organism in Eukaryota, Viridiplantae, Streptophyta, Pinopsida, Cupressales, Cupressaceae. The record is from RefSeq and is a predicted model, not a curated record.
UGAAUUUCGAUGGCUUGAACUUCACUCUAAUAAAGAUGAUCCGCAUAUUCCCGAAUGGCUUUUUCUACAAAAUUUGCGGACUUUGAGACUUGAAGGUGUAUCACCUGCGAGAUUACUGGUUCCACUCAAGUUGAAAGAGCUUCAUUGCUCCUUUGGUUACCUUAAUCAUACAGGCUUCACACAAGAUAAGAGCAUGAGAGAUAUAGACCAACAGCUGAGUUCAUUUGGAAAAUUAAAAUAUCUGGAAAGCCUGCAGCUAAAUUUUGGAUCUAAACUCUUCACAUGGAAUUGCUUCCUAAAAUCUGUAGGAGAAUUCACCAAUCUGAAAACCUUAGAGUUGACGUCCUUUCAGCUAGGAGGGAAAUUUGCUUUAAGCAAUAGGAGAGAGUCAACUUAUUGUAUGAGAAACCUUGAAGUCUUAACUCUUUGUGAUGGACUCAAAACAAGGAUGGUUUCAAUUUGUGGACAGUUUUGUCCCACCCUUAAAUCUCUUAAGCUUUAUUCUAUGAGAGAUCUAAGUGAAGUGGAUUUAACAGGGGUAAGCACACUGGAAUGCCUGAUGCUGGUGGGAUGUGGAAAGCUGAGAAAUGUAUUGGGUAAUGAUGAUCUGGUAAAUCUUGAAAUAUCCAAAAUAAAAUUAUGCCGGAGAAUGCGAGAGUUACCAAAGUUUGGGUCUGUCAGUUGUCUUAAGAGUAUCUAUAUUAGUCGCUGUCGGAACCUACAGGAUAUAUCAGCUAUUGAAAGAUUGAAGGGAUUGCAGAGGAUCUGGAUUGCAUAUUGUCCAAAGCUCAAGAGCAUAAAAGCUAUUGAACAACUGAAUGGAUUGAAGAGAAUCUGGAUUGAGGCAUGUAGAAAGCUGCAGGAUGUAAUUUGUUUUCAAGAACUGAAGGGGUUGAAGAGAAUCUUCAUUGGGGGUUGUACAAGGCUGCAGAAUAUACAAGGCAUUGAAUUUUUAUCAUGCCUGGAGAGCAUUAUCGUUACUGGAUGUCCGAAGCUGCAGAAUAUAAAGGGCAUGGGUAUUGAAAAAUUGAAGGGAUUGAAUCAGAUGAUUAUUUCAGAUGGUCCUAUAAUAAGUAGCGUAGAAAGUUUGAAGAGAUUGCCCCGGGAGCUUACAAUUCUAGUGGGGAGACCGGCCAUGUCAGAUGUGAUCGCAGAUGAAGAUGACUUAACAGGAAGAUCGGCCAUGUUAUUUUUAAACGCAGACAAAAUUUUCAACACUUUGUCUAUGGCGGAUGGUUUCUGUGAAACAGAUGGUAAAUUCGGGCUUGGAGAUGGAGUAGAGGAGAUGAUCCAUUCGUUUCAUAUAAAAACCCAACAUUCUCUCAGUACAUUCAUCUUUUGCGCUAUACUUGAUGGGUUUCCUUGCAUAGGGAGCGAUAUCUGUAAUGGGAGCAGGAUUAUGCUUAAGAACUCGUAUCGUUACCUAAGACCUACAUCUCUCUCUCGUGGUGAUGGGAAGUGGAUAUAUAUGUGUGUGGUUUAUGAAGAAAUGAUGUCAAAAUAUGACUCCUGGAAGCCAUCAAAUGAUAGUUGUAUUAUAGGCAAGGCGUUUUUAAUGGGAGUGAAGGCAGGCGAAGAAAGCAAAACCAUCGACAUAUUGCAAAGCCUAUUUGCUCAACUAUGUGUUGGCAAUAGCGAAUGGAAAGAUACUGACUAUGAUGAUGCUGUUGAUGAAGAUGCUGAUGAUCGGAAUUAUAAUGAACAUUGUGUUGACUAUGAUGACUUGGCUGGAUACGCUGAUUAUGAUGAUUUGGCUGAGUAUGAUGACGAGGAUGAAGAAUAUGGUAGUGAUGAGCAUGAUGAUAGUAGUUGCAUCAGUGUUCAACCUGUGGAGUCUACCUCAUCAUUCCGUGGAAGAGAGCAGGAACCAGAAUCUCCCGACGUAAAUAGAAAAUCCUCCUUGACUACAGAACAGUUUGUGGAGUCUACCUCAUCAUUCCGUGGAAGAGAACAGGAACCAGAAUCUCCUGAUGUAAAUAGAAAAUCCUCCUUGACUACAGAUCAGUUUGAUGUAUUCAUCAACCAUCGACGAUCAGACGUCCAAACGAGUCUGGCUGGGCAGCUUUACAAUACUCUAAGGCAAGCUGGGAUCCGGGCAUUUCUAGAUUCUGAGGAGCUUGAAUUGGGAAAUUCCUUCCCUUCCACCAUAAAUAAUGCCAUAUCCUCUGCCGCAGUGCACAUAACCAUCUUAUCACCGGGAUAUGCAGAGUCUGCUUCGUGCCUAGUUGAGCUAGCUUUGAUUUUUAAAACCAAGGCUACAAUUAUUCCCCUGUUUUACCAUGUUCAGCCUUCAGACUGCCGCUCAGACUUCCGCUACAUCAAAAAUAAAGUUAAAGAGGCAUUUUCCAAACAUGAGGGCAGAUAUCCUAGUCAUGACAUUCAACAGUGGAAAGAAUGCCUCCAGAACGUUGCAGGGAUCAGGGGUUACGAACUCAACGGACAGAAUAAUGAUGCGGAUUUGCUGUGUAAAAGCAUAUUGUCCGUUGUGAAGAAAGAGGUAGAAAAUCCAAAGCUGGGACUUGAUGAGUUUGUAGAAGAUUUCGAAAAGCACUGCCAGCAAGAGAGGGGAUUGAAGGAUAAUAUAAUUGGCAUCUACGGAAUGGGAGGGUCUGGCAAGACCACUCUCGCAAAUGAAUUGUUCAAUCGAAAGCGUUCCAAAUACGUGAGAUCAUGUUCUUUGUUCGGUGUGCGGGAAGCAUCUGUAAACGGUGAUUUGACUUCUUUGCAGACUAAGCUCUUGGAUGAUCUGUUUUACCAAAAUUUUCGUAAAAUUUCUAGUACAGAAGAAGGAAUCAGAUAUAUCAAGCGUUGUCUGGGAAGGAAACCCUCUCUGAGAUUCCUUUUAGUUAUAGAUGAUGUUGACCAAAAGAGCCAGUUAGAUGCCUUAUUGUCCAUAGAUACCCUCAAUUCAAAUAGCCUGGUCAUUAUCACAACCCGUGACGAGAGAAUUCUAAUAGAGGCUGGGAUUCGUGUUCGUUAUAAGGUGAAGGGAAUGGAUCAACAGUAUAGCCGGCAGCUCUUCUGUAGGCAUGCAUUCCAUAAAACAGAUCAUGAAGACGGGGACAAGGAUUUAGUCGAGUGCUUUGUGAAAGAGUGUGGCGGCUUACCCCUGUCUCUUCAAGCAUUGGGUGAACAUGUUUCAGAUAGUUCCAAGAAAGGUUGGAAGUCAGAAUUGGCUGAAUAUAGGAAAAGGUUACCCGAUAAAAUUAAAAAUAGACUUAAAAUAAGCUAUGAUUCGCUGGAAGAGGAGGUAAAACAAAUUUUUAUGGACAUAGCGUGCUUUUUCACAGAGAAAGACCAGACUAUAGCUACCAGAAUAUGGAAGGCUUCUGGGUGGAAUGUGGAACAUGCACUUCAGAUACUGAGAGAUAAAUGUCUCGUUGAGGUGAUAAAACAAGAUUGUUGGAACGAAAUUACUGAUGAAGAGUCAGCUGCUUUUGUUUUCAAAAUGCAUAAUCACCUCCGAGACUUGGGGAGAGAAAUGGCAGAUGCUGGAAAGAUUCUAGACCCUGAAUAUGAGGCCUUGACGACAUUCAAAGCCAUCUUUGAACAAGCUCAGGAGCAACGCCACAGAUGUUUCAAUUCCAUUAAUGACGAGUCCAUUUCGGACAAGUCCAUUACAUAUUUUAUUGGAAAUUUAGAAAAAUCAACUAAUCUACAAUGGCUUGAGCUUAAUGGAAGCGAGAGCAUUCCUUCAUGGAUUCCCCUGGAAAAGUUGGAGGGUUUAAGGAUUCGAGGAAGAUUACCCCGGAAAUUGUGGGACGGCCCCCAGGGCCCCCCCUUGCAGCUAAAAGAGCUGGUUUGCAAAUUUACCAACUGUGGCUGGAUGGAAAAGGCGAUGCUUCGGAGAAAUUGGAAGGAAAUUUCAAAUUCAUUAGGAAUGUUAAGUAGGCUAGAAAGUCUGGUUCUCCAACUAGAGUCUCAAGAAAACAGGAAAGAUAUUAUGAUUGAAUGGGAUUCCUUCGUGGAUUGUGUAGAAACACUUAACUGUCUUAAAACAUUGGGUUUGUCGGGUUUGUAUAUAAAUGGGGAAAUAGCUUACCCUAGCAAGGAGACAACUGAUUCUAAGCUUAGCCUUGAAUCCUUAACUCUGUCUCAUAUAGGGCACACAUCCAAGGUCUCAAUUAGUGGUCCUUCUCUCAAAUCUCUUAAGCUUAAACAGAUGGAAGAUUUAAUUGAAGUAAAUUUAUCAGGGCUAGAAACAUUGAGAUGUUUAGAGUUGAUCCAAUGUGAUAGGUUGACUGAAGUACGGGCCGAUGAUCUGCCCAAACUUGAAAUGUUAAGCGUAGAGAGAUGUUGGGAGAUAGAAAAGUUGCCAAAUCUUAGUAAUUCCCAAUGGCUGGAGAGGACCAAGAUUACGUGCUGUGAGGAGCUGGAAAAUAUAAUAGGUAUUGAAGAAUUAAGCUUGGUGGAGAACAUUACCAUUACGUGUUGUCCGAAGCUGCACAGUAUAACAGGUUUAGAAUGCUUGAAGGGAUUGAAGUAUAUGAUUCUUUCAGAUGGUGCUAUACUGAGCUGCGUUAGUGAGUUGCAGGAAUUGCCAUCAGAGUUUACAGUCGUAAUGGGGAAAGCGGCUCCAUCCUUUCCAAAGGCAGCUGAAAUGGCACGUAUAAUUGGUGCUUUAGAUGACUUUCAGGAAAUUUCGUCAGAGUCUACAGCAGUAACGGGGAGAGCCCGUCCAAAGGCAAAUGAAUUGAUAGAUAUAGCUAAUGCUUUACAUGAAUUUGAAUUACUAAAUGAAUUAAUACAGAUAAUUGAAUCUGUCAUUACUUGUUCUAAUGUCUUUGAACAAAAUAUUUCUAAAAUAUUCUUUUAUUGGUUUCCGAUGUACCGUGAUUUCAGGUACUUUCUUCAGAGUCAACAACAGUAACGGGGAGAGCAGUCACAUCCUUUCUAAGUACAGUUAAAAUGACGGAUAUAGCUAGUUCUUCAACUGUAACUGAGGAAUCGUCAGAGUCUACGUUUGUGAGUAAAGCACCCACAUCCUUCCUAAAGGCCGAUGAAGAUGAAAUGUCGGUUAUAGGUGACCCUUUAAUUGAAUCUCAUUCCAGUAUAGCUGAUGCUUUAAUUGAAUUUCAUUCCAGAGAAGAAGCAUACACUGGGCUCCAGUUAUUAUCAGAGAAAAUGCAACAGUCGCUAAGUGCAGUCAUCUUAUGCGCUAUGGUUGACGGUGAAGAUUAUGGUUCCAAGUACAUGGUUGAGGGCAGACCUUCCCAGACCAUAGAUCUCAGUUGGGCAGGAGGAAAGUAUAUAUAUACGAUUCUGGUUACCAACCCAAAACAAAUAUACAGUGCAAAAGAUUUCAGUUGGUUGCCAACCUCUUGUGAAAUAGAGAAUGGGUAUAUACUUCCAGUGAACCAAGGCGAAGAAUCGGAAACCUUGAGAAAACUGAAAAGGCUAACUGCACGACUGUAUUGAACUGCUACUUUUGAAUCGUCUGUUGAGGCUGUAAAAGGUAUUUAUACGGGCAAAUGAAAGCAAAUUCCGAAUCAAUUUGGCUCUUUUGAGAUCCUGUAUGUUUAAAACAAGUUAUUAACCUUGGAGGAAUGCUGUAUGCAGGGGGGAAUUUGUUUAUUGUUCAAUUUUUGAAGUCUUGAGAAAGCGCUUUUUAUUUCUUA